Messenger RNA from Podospora pseudopauciseta, 2313 nucleotides. RefSeq lists its product as uncharacterized. NCBI's taxonomy places the organism in Eukaryota, Fungi, Ascomycota, Sordariomycetes, Sordariales, Podosporaceae. The transcript has 4 exons. The record is from RefSeq and is a predicted model, not a curated record. Bases 1098 to 2039 code for a protein of 313 amino acids. Gene Ontology annotation, cellular component: cytoplasm.
AGCUGUCGCCGGUCAUAUUCUCUCUCCAGCUUGUCCAUCUCCCUUUCGAUUUCACCAAGCAGUCGUACACGUUCCUUGUGUCGGAUUUGCUCACAUGCCAGAAAGUCUUCUUCGAGUGUUGCAUAUACUCGUGGCUCGGUGUGGUCAGCCGCUGGAGCUAGGUCUCUGUACUCGUUGGCGUCUUGAUAUGGCGGUGAUGACUUUUCGAGAUCGUCGUAUAUUUGAUGCUGUCUUCUUUCGGGCUUGCGCUUGUGCUUUGGUGAUCUCUUUCUAGGGCCGAGUACAGGAAUCAAGAGGCCGAUCAAACACAUUGUGAAAUUCGAGAAGAAAUCGACUGGAGAUGGCACGCAGACUCUCUCCAUCAUCACCGGAGAAACGCCGGUUCUGGCAAGGGCCGGCAUGCAGCUGAAUCUGUCGAGGCAUUCAGCUUCUUUGAGGCCCUGCGGCAAUUCGUUGUCUUGGGAUGGACUAACUACCCGCUAUGCAGCCAUCGUCACCAACAAGCAUCACAAGAGCUUAUUAGACCAGUUGAUGAUGAGAAGGCCACAGUCUUGGUCUCGGAUAUAAGCUGAGCCGUGGGCUUGUUUGCCAGUGGGAGUUCCUCUGUCCCGGUUGCAUCAAAGAACAGCAUUCUGAGAGAUCAUCCAGAGGUUUUCGCGAUGGCCCAUGAGAUGCAAACGGCAGCCAAAGGAUACAAUCAAUCUCGAUGUGGCCCGAGACCCCGAGUGAGGCAUGCCGUCCUAUCGCGGGGUUUCCGUUGGACCCCUUGUUUCAUCCCAUCUAUUGUGACAACUCUGGGGUGUUUGAGCUCUUCAUUCUUUGACAUUUCUCUUCUUUAAACCGUCAUCUUACCCCUCCUCCACUUUCGCGUGUACCCCGCAACAGCUCAGGACCCCUUCGAUCAACACGACACCCCCCGACCCGAUCGAACCCCCCUCCCCUUGUGCCUGGGGCCGCGACAACCGAGAGUUGGUCUAAUUGCAUCAUCUCCCCAUACCUGUUAUAAACAACAACAUCACCCAACCAACAAAGAAGCUUCCCCCCCUUGUUGCUCGGUGUCGUAGCGAAACAAAACAACACCACAAACAACCUCCAUCAUGGCCUCCGAAAGCAGCGCCCCGGCCACGGCGGCGCCGGCAGCACCGCAGACCUACUCAACCGAUCCCGCCCUCUACAUCUACACCUCCCUUACAGCCGGCUCCUCCCACAUCGUCACCGCCACCUCCCGCCUCGAGACCAUCCUCCGCGCCAACCGCGUCCCCUUCAAAGCAAUCGACAUCGCCGUCGACGAGAAAGCGCGCAUGCUCUGGGGCCGCCGCGCAGGCAAAGACGCCUCGGGCCGCCAGAGAAAGAUCCCCGGCCUAGUCCAAGAAGGCCUCGUCCUCGGCGACCUAGUAGAAAUCGAAGAAUGGAACGAAUACGGCGAACUCAAACAACACGUCCAAAUUUACUACGACGACUUCACCAUCCCCUCCAAAUCCGCCGCCCCUCCCCCCAUCGUCCAAAAACCAGUCACCACCUCCAAACCUGCCCUUCCACCGGUGGCUCCUCAGAACCCGGUCAAGGCCACCACUCCCGCGCCGCAACAUCCUGCCUCGUUGCCAAUCCGCUCCAUCGUCGAAGAAGCUGCGCAAAAAGCGAAAAAGAAUCAGCUGAAUGCGUUGAGGAGCAAGGCUGCUGCUGCUAGUGCAAAGGUGCAGGAGAACGAGGGGAAGGAAAGCAAGAAAGAGGAGACUCCAGCGGGAUUGCAGAGCCCGACGAGCACGGGGUGGAAGAGCUCUGAUGAUAAAACGAUUGAGACCACGAUUCAGAGCCCUACGACCACGAGCUGGAAGGGGAGUCUGCCCAAGGACGUGGACCCGCCCGUGACGAACUUGCAUGGGAGCCCGAUUGAGAGGGUGAGCAAGGAGGAGAUUGAGGCAGUGGAGAAGGCCGAGGCGAUUAAAGAGGAGAGCAGUGAGGAGGAGGAGGAGGAGGAGGAGGACGAGGAGGAGGAGGAGAGUAGUGAAAAUGACAAGAAGCCAGAGGAGAAGAAGUAAAUACAGACAUGUUUGAUUCGUGGGUUGAUAAUGUGUUGAGAGUUUGGGUUCUUCGGAGGUGAGGUUGGUGUUUGAUAGUUUCGGUUUAACUAGGUGAUUUGAUAUGUGCUGUAGCAAGGAAGGCCUGCCUGCAUGGUGUAUAUGGUUUACUUUUCCAUGUCAGAUGCUUUUCAGUUCAUGUUGGUGAGGAGACAGUCGCUAUAAAUAUCACAUGUGAUUUUCAUUUCACAGUCGAAAAAAAAUCAAAAAACAUGUAUUAUUUCCCAUUUGUAAC